ACGAAAAGGAGGAUUGCUUAAAAGCUCCGACUGAACCAAAUUCUGAUACCUUCACUCACUGCCAAUGAAGAAGAAGCCGGCGAUCAGGUUCUUCUGCUAUUGCAAUAAUAUCCCCAAGCCUUCUUCAGCUCUCAAUUCCAUUUCUCAAACCCAAAUUUCCAUUGUCUUCCUCCUCUCUCUGUUACUCCAACCCAUUUCUUCUUCUUCUUCUUCUUCGAUUAGCUCUCCCCCUCCGCUUCCCAUUCUUCCCAUCCCCUCCGCUUCUCAGAUCCAAUGGCAACUCGGAAACAUGGCCCUUUUCCUUCACUUUGGCCCCAAUACCUUCACCGAUUCCGAAUGGGGAACUGGCCACGUUGACCCAUCGGCCUUCAACCCCACCAACCUCGAUGCUGCUCAAUGGGUCCGAGUCGCCAAGGACGCUGGGUUUUCCCGUUUGAUUCUAACUGCCAAGCACCACGAUGGGUUCUGCUUGUGGCCAUCGGAGUAUACAAAUUACUCGGUACGGUCGAGCCCUUGGAGAGAUGGGGAAGGAGAUGUGGUUGGGGAACUGGCCAAGGCUGCCAAAGAAGCAGGACUUGGGUUGGGACUCUAUCUGUCGCCGUGGGAUCGUCACGAGCCCUGUUAUGGCAAUACUCAGGAAUAUAAUGAGUUCUAUGUUGGCCAAAUGACUGAAUUGCUUACCAGGUAUGGAGAGAUCAAGGAGGUGUGGUUGGAUGGUGCAAAGGGAAAGGAUGAGAAGGACAUGGAAUAUUUCUUCGAUUCAUGGUUUAGUUUAAUUCAUCAGCUCCAACCGGGGGCUGUCAUUUUCUCCGACGCCGGUCCCGACUGCCGGUGGAUUGGUGACGAAGCUGGUGUCGCCAAGCCUACUUGCUGGUCUCUUUUUAACUGCAGUGCUGUAAAGAUCGGCGGCACUGAUUCCCGAUACUCCGGAGAAGGUGACCCAUUUGGCCACGAUUGGGUUCCAGCUGAGUGUGAUGUCUCAAUAAGGCCUGGUUGGUUCUGGCAUCCAUCAGAAGUUCCAAAGUCAGCAAGAACUCUUCUCGACAUAUAUUACAAAUCAGCCGGCAGAAACUGCCUUUUGCUGCUAAAUGUACCACCAAAUUCCUCAGGUUCAAUAUCAGCUGAAGAUAUACAAGUGCUGCAAGAAUUCACCAAGAUCCGAGACUCCAUUUUCUCCCACAAUUUGGCAGAAAAUGCUCUUCUCGAUGCGAGCAGCACGCGAGGAAAUGGCGAAGAUGACCGCUUCAUCCCCUCGAACGUCCUCAAAGAAGGUAUCUACACUUACUGGGCUCCUGCUCAGAAUCAUCAACCCACUUGGUCUCUGUAUCUAAACCUUCAAGAGUUCAUAUCUUUCAAUGUGCUGCAUAUUCAAGAGCCGAUUCACAUGGGACAGAGGAUUGCCGAGUUUCAUUUUGAUAUUCUGAAUGAGGAGGGUGUUUGGAGAACAGUGGUGAGAGGCUCCACAGUGGGUUACCGGAGAAUACUGAAAUUUCCAACCGUGGAAUCUCAAUUCUUGAGACUUGUUAUUGAGAAAUCAAGGGCUGAUCCCCUAGUUUCUUAUUUGGGGAUUCAUGUGGAUAACUUCUCUCAUUUGAGUAGUCGUUGUGAUAAGACAUUGGGAGCAGGCAUCAAUGGCAGUGACAUUCUUCGUCAGAUUACCUUGAAUAAUUCUCAGAUUUCUGCUGUAUAAUAAUGCUCUUGUUCUCAUUCUAGCUCAUACUUGUAAUGAUUUGAGUAUGUACACACCUGCUUUUGCGAAGAUUUGUGGCAUUGAACUUAAAAAUGAA
Molecule: messenger RNA, 1787 nt
Organism: Cucurbita maxima (winter squash)
Lineage: Eukaryota; Viridiplantae; Streptophyta; Magnoliopsida; Cucurbitales; Cucurbitaceae
Product: alpha-L-fucosidase 1
Exons: 3
Coding region: 65-1690 (541 amino acids)
Biological process (GO): fucose metabolic process; glycoside catabolic process
Cellular component (GO): lysosome
Molecular function (GO): alpha-L-fucosidase activity
Source: RefSeq, a predicted model, not a curated record